This is a messenger RNA of Anguilla rostrata (American eel), 2302 nucleotides long. RefSeq names its product PDZ and LIM domain 3b (gene pdlim3b). Gene Ontology annotation, biological process: heart development; muscle structure development; actin cytoskeleton organization. Gene Ontology annotation, cellular component: stress fiber; adherens junction; filamentous actin. Gene Ontology annotation, molecular function: actin binding; muscle alpha-actinin binding. The coding region runs from base 108 to 1286 and encodes 392 amino acids. The transcript is spliced from 8 exons. The record is from RefSeq and is a predicted model, not a curated record. NCBI's taxonomy places the organism in Eukaryota, Metazoa, Chordata, Actinopteri, Anguilliformes, Anguillidae.
UCUGGGCAGAAGCUGCUGUGGAAGAGUCAUUGUGUCUGGGGAAAGGGAGGAAUAUAUACCACCGAAGAGCCUUCACCACAGCACCGGGGGGGAAAAAAAGUCCCAGAAUGCCACAGAACAUAGUCCUGCAGGGACCGGGGCCUUGGGGAUUUCGGCUCGUCGGGGGCAAGGACUUCAACCAGCCUCUCACGAUCUCCAGGAUCACGCCGGGCAGCAAGGCGUCGCUGGUGAACCUCUGUCCCGGCGACAUCAUCCUGGCGAUCGACGGGGAGGCGGCCGAGGGAAUGACGCACGGCGAGGCGCAGAACAAGAUCAAGGACUCCAGCAGCCAGCUCACCCUCAAGAUCGAGAGACCGGAAACCAAACUGUGGUCGCCCCAGGUUGCAGAAGAAGGCAAACCCAGCAACCCCUUCAAAAUCAAUCUGGAGGCAGAGCAGCAAGAGGUUAAGCCAAUCGGCACGGGGCAUAACAGGAAAGCCCAGCCGUUUGUUGCCGCCGCCAACCUCGACGACCACAGGCAGGUGGUGAGCGCGACCUACAACACCCCCAUAGGCCUCUACUCCGCAGGCAACAUCCAGGACGCCAUGGAGGGGCAGAUCCGGGGCCUUGUCCACGACAAGCCCGAGGGCACCUGCAAGCCUCAGGGCCCGGUGGUGAAAGCUCCCCAGGCGCCAGGCACCAUUUCCCCCCCCGACUCACAGCCGGCCCCUCCUAGCACCUGCCCCGGGGAGGCCUGGGUCCCCAGUGCUCAGUAUAACUCGCCCGUAAGGCUGUACUCGGAGGGCAAUGUCGCGAACGCACAGCAGCAGGCUCAGAUGUCCGCUGUUAACCAAGAGCUCCCACACAGCGGCGGCGACACGGGCACCCUGGCCUCCAUCGAGGAGUCCCACGUGUACAAGAUGCUCCAGGACAACCCGGAGGCCCCACACGAACCCAGACAGUCCGGCUCCUUCAAGGCCCUGCAGGAGUAUGUGGAGAGUGACGGAACUCGGCCCAUAGUCACCCGAAGCGUGAAAGCCCCAGUGACUAAAACUCCAGCGGCCGGCACCACUCUGCAGAAACUGCCCCUGUGCGACAAGUGUGGGAAAGGCAUUGUGGGGACGGUGGUGAAGGCGCGGGACAAGUUCCGCCACCCCGGCUGUUUCGUCUGCUCCGACUGCGACAUGAACCUCAAGCAGAAGGGCUACUUUUUCGUGGAGGGACAGCUGUACUGCGAAAACCACGCCCGCGCCAGGACAAGACCCCCCGAGGGACACGACAUGGUCACCGUCUACCCCACCGCCUAAAACGACACGCACGGGGAAGGGGGGCUUACCGUGCACCCCUCAAACUGACAGGCCAGACGACCCCUUUCAUCCUGUCAGAAAUAUAUCUUUCACAUAAAACUGUGAGUUUGAGCAUUAAAAAAAAACACAGGUGCGUGUAUGAUGGGUUGCAGGUUGCUUUCUCUUUUUGUGCUAAAGGAAAGUUGUGCGUACGCGAUUUCAUGCCAGUACUUUUAAAGUAGGGGGGAGGUUACGGUCACAGUGAGGGGAGCGACACUGCUCGCAAGUAUGACUUGUGAUACGGCAGUAUGCAUCGCAAAGUUACACCAGGAUAAUUUUACUAAGACGGUAAUUAGCUUUUUCAGAAAGCAUUACAGACUCAGAGGCAUUUUUACUAAGUAACCUCAUGGGUAAACGAGAAAGGAGGUUAAAUACAUUUUGAGUGGCAUUAUGCUGUAAACCAUCGUGAUUUUCUGCAGCUAAAACGUUCUGUUAUCAUCAACAGAAUAUUGAGGGAAAUUACUGCUUAAUAUUAUUGUAUUAUAUGCUGGGUUUAUCACAGGGCUGAACUUGAAUAUCUUCAUCAAGCAACACGCAGUAAAAUAUUUGAUUGCUAGCCGAGGUGUUUUGGCUCAGUGGCAAAUAUUUUAUAAUGGAUGGCUAUUUUUUUUUGUAGACAGCACGACAUUGUCCAUUUAGGAUGAAAUUUAAAAUAAGAUUUUUUUUAACUAAAAAAAAACUUUCUGUAGAGUGUAAUUUUCCCUUUGUGAUUUAUAUAUCUUGGAUUAUGCAAACUUGUUAUUCACUUCCUUCAAAAGCACAAAAAAGUUGACUAUAGCAAUUGCAGAGCUAUUUUUAAUAAUACCAAAUAAAACAAGAGUUACAGCUGGCAGACUGGUCUUAUUGUUUAACAUUAUUUAUUAUUUUAACAGUGCUGUCUUUAAAUAUUAUUUUAAUCCUUAAACUGUCUACAAGGUCAAACUGCAAUGAUGUAAUAUCUGCUGUUUCUGUAAUAAAGCUUGCUUUUUGCCAAAAAA